Molecule: messenger RNA, 1587 nt
Organism: Myotis daubentonii (Daubenton's bat)
Lineage: Eukaryota; Metazoa; Chordata; Mammalia; Chiroptera; Vespertilionidae
Gene: ZIM2
Product: zinc finger imprinted 2
Biological process (GO): regulation of DNA-templated transcription
Source: RefSeq, a predicted model, not a curated record
AUGGCGCACAUGACAAACGUCUUGGAUCUCUUGAGGAACCCUCAGCCCUUUUGUGGGCGUGGUCCGGAAACCAUUCCCAUGCGAAACCUGGGGGUCCUGAAAAUUUCUCAUGAAAACCUGAGGCAUUUUCAGUCCCUCUCAGCGACGGGGCCUCAGCAAGCUCUGAGCCAAAUCUGGGAGCGCUGUUGUCAGUGGCUGCAGCCGGAGACCCACACCAAGGAGCAGAUGAUGGAGCUCCUGGUGCUGGAGCAGUUUCUGAGCACCCUGCCCCAGGAGGUUCAGACGUGGGCGGUGGUGACUUUCCAGGAUGUGUUUGUGGACUUCAGCCAGGAGGAAUUGACCUCCCUGAGUGCUGCUCAGCGGCGCCUCCACCGGGAGGUGACGCUGGAGAAUUACAGGAACCUGGUUUCCCUCGGGUACCAGUUCCCUAGACCCGACAUCAUCGCACAGCUGGAAGAGGAGGAGUCCAGUGCGAUGGAGGAAGACGGCAAUACAAAGAAUGGUCCAGAUUGGGAGACAGGACCUGAAACCAACCAGCUACCUCCAGAGCAAAGCCUGCCAGUCGAAAAACCACGCUUGGGGGCAGGAGUGGAGGAUCUGGAAGGAGCUAGCUCCUGGCCUGUAGGACCCACGGGAGAGUCUUCUCCUGACGAUCCACUGGAUUCGAAUCAGGUCGACGAGGAGAAACCUCGGUGCCUUGUCAUGGCGAGUGAGCCCAAGACCCUCGCUCCGGAAAGGAGCCUCGACAGUGACGAAUUUGAGAGACCUUCAGAUCUUCCGGAACCACCGGGGGGUCCGCUGGGAAUGGACCCCCGGGAAUGUUCUGCUCCCGGGGUGUGCACCAGUCCCCCGCCGGUGGUCAGCAAGCCUUCUCCCCAAGAGACCAGCAUCCACAAAUGUGAAUUUUGCCCAAGAACCUUCAGUACCCGGAUGGCCCUUAAGAGACACGAGCAGGUGCACACUGGGAAGAAACCCCUACAAGGUAAGCAAUGGGAAGGCUUCCUCCUCGUGCCGUGCCUCAGCGGACGUCAGGGCACGCCCUCCGGCGACCAGCCGCCCGGGGUGUCUCUCACCCAGUUCCCAAGUGUCCGUGUCUCUGAACCGAAGGACUACUAUGAGUGUGUCCACUGCGGCAGGGCUUUCGUCCAAGACGUGCACCUUCGUCAGCACCUCCAAGCCCACGAGGCUGCGAAAGCCCUUCCGCCGGCGUUGCCCCGCCGCCGGACACACCUCAUUCGCUACCGGCAGAAGCACGACUAUGUCGGGGAGAGAGCCCUCCAGUGCUGCGACUGCAGCAAAGCCUUCAGCCAGAGCUCCCACCUCGUCUCGCACUACCGGAUCCACGCCCACGAGAGGCCCUUCCAGUGCCGGCUGUGUUGGAAGUGUUUCAGCCGACCCUCGCAGCUCACCCAGCACUACCAGCUCCAUUCUGGGGAGGAAUCCGGAGACUGCAAUGCUAUUGAAAAAUCUCCGGAGAACAUUCCCAACGUUUCUGGAGAGAGACCCUCUGAGUGUGAGAACGCCUCCCGCCAGCCCUCACACUUUCUGAACAACUUGGAAAUUCGCCAUCGUGAGCUCAAAAGAUAG